This is a messenger RNA of Coniosporium apollinis CBS 100218, 210 nucleotides long. RefSeq lists its product as uncharacterized. NCBI's taxonomy places the organism in Eukaryota, Fungi, Ascomycota, Dothideomycetes. The coding region runs from base 1 to 210 and encodes 69 amino acids. The transcript is spliced from 2 exons. The record is from RefSeq and is a predicted model, not a curated record.
AUGGCGCCCCCAUUAUCAAACCCCGAGAACUGGAAGAUCAAAGGUACUCGGUUGGUCCGCCCUCAGUCAUUCCCAGUCAAGCCGGCGGCUCCCGGCGAAGACAAAGCUGUCGCUACUUUCCACCGUAUCUCCACCAAAGUCGAUAAAGCUCGCACGGCUGUCGAACUACAAUCUGAUGACCCCGAAGUCCUACUCAAGAGCAUUACGUAG